CAGACUCCCUCUGGAGUCGACCAAUGAGCACAUACGCUUCUGGCAACCCCUAGCCGAUUGGUUACUGCACACGGUAUGAACCCUCCCCUUGCUAUUGUACACCAGGAUCAAUUCGAGUUUGGUCCUGCGUGCUGCAUCCUCCUGCCGACUUUUUCAUCUCUGGUCGUGGGCGCGCAUAUAAAGCCAAAUCCCCGGGGUCUUAUCAAAUCAUUUCCUGUUUGGUCGUCGUAAUUGAAUCUUCGUAAUCAUAUUAAUAUUAACGUGAUAGUAAAAAAAGUUAAAAAUGAGUCGUCACAAUUCGCAACUUCCUGAUUCUUCGUCAUCUCCGCCAAUAAAUCUUCAAUAUGGAUACAACGCCCAGGAUGACCUCUCCGAAGAAGAAUUAUCCGAAUUACCAAGUUGUGCGUUUGCAUCUCGUGCUUCUAGCAGCACAAACUCACUGCAACAUCACUAUUUGUCAAAUAUGCAUCAUUCGAAUGAACCGCAUCAAGUCGGCGGCUCGUCUUUGACGGGCGGCGGCGGCGGUAAUGGCGGCGAUUACUAUUCCACCUCACCGUAUCGUGUCCAACGUCAUGCCGCCAACAUCCGCGAGAGGAAACGCAUGCUGAGGUCUGCUAUAGGACCCACCGGCAGCAUAAACUCGGCUUUCGACGAAUUACGAAUGCAUGUACCGACAUUCCCGUACGAGAAACGCCUCAGCAAAAUCGACACUCUUCGCCUCGCCAUUGCAUACAUAGCACUCCUUCGCGAGGUCCUCACGGCUGAUUGUGAUCCUCUCACUUACGUUGAAAGGUGUCUACGUGGUGAAAUCAAGGCUGAGCGUGCCAACUGGAAUACAAGUGGUAAAAAUUUCAUUCGCCGAAUUAUACUCAAUCGUAACAUAAUCGUAUUUGGUGGUGAUUUGUGGCAAACAGAUUUGACUGCGCGUCUAUCGUGGAUCAAUUGGGAAAAUCUGGGCGUGAACCCGAAUCGACGCAGCGCGCUCACUUCCCUAGCGCUUUCUUCAGACAAUCUUCACUAGAAAUCAUCCUAAUGUGUAAAUAUGUACAGAUAAACAUCGACAUAAUUUAAUAAUUUAAUGGUGCAAUAAUGCCGUGAACUUAUGGAUAAA
Messenger RNA from Dalotia coriaria, 1111 nucleotides. RefSeq names its product 48 related 2 (gene Fer2). The transcript is spliced from 4 exons. Bases 284 to 1021 code for a protein of 245 amino acids. The record is from RefSeq and is a predicted model, not a curated record. Gene Ontology annotation, molecular function: DNA-binding transcription factor activity, RNA polymerase II-specific; protein dimerization activity; RNA polymerase II transcription regulatory region sequence-specific DNA binding. NCBI's taxonomy places the organism in Eukaryota, Metazoa, Arthropoda, Insecta, Coleoptera, Staphylinidae. Gene Ontology annotation, biological process: developmental process; regulation of transcription by RNA polymerase II.